CACUAACCGCGAUCACACCACCUCUACUAUCCACUUUGUACUAAAAUCGCGGAAGCUUUGACACUCCGUCAGAUUAAACUCGCUUCGCUCUGCGUUCGGUGUGCCCGGUGUGCGAUCGUUUGUUAGCUGGGCGAAUGCUCGCCGACAGCGUUUUCUUCAAUCAACAUUAAUGAACAUAUAAACAAAAUGGCACGGCACCUGUCUGAGUUCGUGGAUAUUCUAGAACCUCGACGGAAUGAGUUCAGCAACUUCAUGUGGGCAUCCAGGGAGGUGAAUUUGUUAUUGCCCAACCGGCAAAUCAAGCCCGUUGCACCAGACUCGCAUAAAGUGAAUGUUUUUAACAGUCCCAGGAUACAAUUACUUAUUGAAAGGAUUGCUCAAGAGCAAGGGGUAUCAAAAGCUCAUGUGGAGGACCAAGUAAGAUUGAUCCUGGAUGAAAUUGGCUUCAAGAUGAGUUUGACGCUUAUUCGGUGGUUGGGAAUCUUCUUGGCGAAGUUUACUUGCCGGGCAUGUAGCAGUAUUUAUGUUAAUCAAGAAAGUUUAAACCGGGUAAAAUCACAAUUGGGAAAUACACCAACGGUGUUUGUGCCCAGUCAUCGGAGCUAUGCCGAUUUUAUCUUAAUGUCCUACGUUCUGUUCUCAUUCGACAUGGAGAUACCUGCAAUCGCCGCAGGAAUGGAUUUUCACGGUAUGCUUGGAAUGGCCACGGUUCUGAGGAAUACCGGUGCAUUUUUUAUGCGCCGCAUUUACAAUAACGACGUCCUCUAUUGGGAUACGUUUCGACAAUACGUCCACGAUCUGGUCACGCACGGAGAUUCGGGCAUCGAGUUUUUUAUCGAAGGCACCAGGAGUCGAAGUUGCAAGUCUUUACCACCUAAAUACGGUUUACUAUUCAUGAUUUUGCGUGCCUUUAUAACUGGUGAAGUACCUGAUAUCCUAUUUGUUCCGAUAAACAUAAGUUACGACCGCGUCAUGGAAGAGAAACUAUUCGCGUUUGAAUUAUUGGGAGUGCCUAAACCCAAAGAGAGCACCUCGGGAUUUUUCAAAGCGUUGACGAUCGUGAAUGAAAACUUUGGCAAUAUUUACUUUGAGUUUGGCGAUCCCAUCUCUGUAAAACAAUUCCUGGGUAGCAAAUUAAAACGAUUACAGCAUGGUAUGCGACCGGUGCACUCACAAGAACUUCUCGACGAAGAGAAAGCAGAAAUCACUCAUCUUGCCGAAAAUAUUGUUCAUUGCCAGCAGAAACUCGCUGUAAUUACAACGUUUAAUUUGAUUGCAGUCGUUUUAACGAAUAGCUUAACAAUGAAUCAGAACAUCAUGCGAUUUGAACAAUUAGUAGUGGAAACGAUGUGGUUAAAGAGCAUCCUGGCGAUGUGUGGUGCUGUGGUUGAUUUCGACUACGCUAGAAAGAAUAUUAAAGCUGCUUUGGACGUGCAUAAGAAUUUGAUUCACAUGGAUGCUGAUUCGAAUAUUACCCUCGUACAGAAUGCUAUUGUGUUGUCGGGAUUGAAGGAAUCCAAAGCGAAGUUAAAAGGACACGACCUCAGCGAGAACACGAUGACAGUAGCGGUGCCAUUUGUCAUGUUGCAGAUUUAUGUGAAUCCAACAUUACAUUAUUUAAUUAAUCAUUCCAUGGUGGUGGCCAUUAUUACUAAUGCCAGCGAACCGAUUGUUGAGGAAAACCUAUUUGAAGAGUUUAAAUUUUUACGGACACUCUUUGCAAAUGAUUUCUUCAAUUUAAAUCAACAUUUACACAUUGAUUUACUGGGGAGUCUAAAAAUACUGAAAGAUUUGAACGCGAUAAAAGAGGAGGCUGGUGUUUAUGUGAUAUCAGAUAACAAAAAAGUGCUCCAGUUGCUUACUCACUUGUUAGAACCAUUUUUAUACUCUUAUUUUGUUAUCUGUAGCCUCCUCAACAAUUUAAGUUCACCGACGUUCGAAGAAAAAGCCAUUCUUGCAAAAAUCCAAGAAAAACUUGAAGAAAUGAUCAAUUCCAGAGAGGAAUUUGUUCAUCCAUACGUUUUGAGUUUAGAUUCAAUUUCCAUGUGCUUGUUAAGUCUAGUCAACCUCUCAGUACUUAAAAAGAGUCGAGUAAGCGGUGCAUACAAAUACGAAAUCAACUCCGACGCGUUGUUUGGAUUGACUACCCAGAUAAAAAAAUACGUGCAACAUAAAAAGACGUUAAGGGCUCAAAUUACAUCCGUACUUAAAAACAAAUUAUAAAAUUUGGUAUUUUAUAGGUAAGCUAUUUAUUUAUUUGGUGUGAGUCUAAUCAUGAAAAGAUAGUACAAUAUUCUGGUCGUAUGUUUAGUCAUUUUUAAGAUAAGUAAUACCAAUGAUUGUGUUAUUGUUUGAUUUUUGAUGUUAUUUUUACCUGUUUGUUAUGUAAUUUAUUUUUUCGUUUUUUUAAACUUGAAACAUUGAUUUGUUGAUGGCGGAAA
Molecule: messenger RNA, 2441 nt
Organism: Dalotia coriaria
Lineage: Eukaryota; Metazoa; Arthropoda; Insecta; Coleoptera; Staphylinidae
Gene: Dhap-at
Product: dihydroxyacetone phosphate acyltransferase
Exons: 10
Coding region: 187-2223 (678 amino acids)
Biological process (GO): ether lipid biosynthetic process; phospholipid biosynthetic process; fatty acid metabolic process
Cellular component (GO): peroxisomal membrane; mitochondrial membrane
Molecular function (GO): glycerol-3-phosphate O-acyltransferase activity; glycerone-phosphate O-acyltransferase activity
Source: RefSeq, a predicted model, not a curated record